AGGAAUAAGAGCGGUUCCUGUUUUUAUUAUCCAUGACGCAUGUGAUAAAAUCGUCAGAAGUGAUGAACAGUAAUGUCGAAUAGUGUCUUCUCGAAUUGAAUUUCAAUUUAAAAUAUUUGGAAGAUUAAAGAAGUGUAUUACCGAAUAUCAAGAAGGUUUAUUUACUUCUUAUACAUAAGGAAUAACGGAUUGCACAUCAAAAUCAUUAUGUCGCCCGCUGUACCUACAAAUGUGAAGCCUAGUUUACCAAAAGAUUGGAUAGUAGUCACCUCUAAAACACAUCCAAACAGAGUUUACUACUUUAAUGUUCGUACAAACAAGUCAUCGUGGGAGUCACCAUUACCCUACAAAGCAAACAAGGCAUUACAGUCAAAAAAAAGAAAAACUGAACAGGGUGAUGAGGAUGGUCUACUUAGGCCAACUACACCAGAAAAUGAUGUUGAAUCUAAGACAAAGCCUCAUGAACGAAAGAAACUCCGGGCUAAAAGGACAGUUGCUCCUACGGAACCAAUGGAUACACCUCAGAUGCGUGAAAUUAGAGAAAAGCUACUUCAAAAGCAGGCAAAAGCUGCGAAUGCAAACAAGAAGUCUGUACCCAUUGUAAAAAAAACUGAUAAAGUUGCUCCAAAACCAGGUACAGCAAAAUCAAAAUCACAAACAAAAUCCAAAAAAGAUACGGUUUCGGUUUACAAUGAAGAAAUGCUUGCUGUUUAUGAAAAAAUGCAACAGAGACAGUCUAAAAGUUCUGCUUCAAAGAAAUCGAAUUCGUCCAAAUCUUCAGAUAAGCAAAGUCAAUCAACUAAACAAUCUUUGUUGACUGGGGUCAGCAGUACAGGAAGUACUACAAGUAGUAAUACAAAUAGUACAAGUACUACUAAUACUAAUUCAACGAGCGUACAGAAUGCAUCUAUUCCAAAAAAGGUUAAUACUUCAUCAGCCACUGUCUAUUCUACUAAAAGUGGAAAUACUGCUAGAAAUGGUAGUGGUACUAGUGGUACAUCACUGUCGAAUACAGUUCUUUCAAACGUUAAAAAUAAUGCAGAACCUGAAGGACGUUCGUUACGCACGAGAAAGAAUAUAUCUACUGUCUCUGAUUCUACAGACCAAAGUAUAGGUACGCUUUCUAACACCUCUAAUAAUGUAACAAAAACUCAAAAAAUAAAAAAAAACAUAGCAAAAGAUCGUCUUGACAUAUUGAAUGCUUCUUUGCAAAUGGAACAACAGAAACAAAAAUUGGCAAUGAGUAUGAAAUCAGCAAAAGAAAAAUCAGAUAAUAUUAUAUCUAUUUUAGAUUCACCACCAAGUAUUUACAAGAAUGCAGUGUUACGCCAUAAAUCCCUGCGAUCUAAAGUAUUAAGAUCCUCAAAAAUUAAACAAGACUUCAUUGAAAAAGAAAAAUCGGUGGAAGCGAAUGAUAGUUAUAAUAAACCAGUGACAGGGAUAGGUGCUUUGUUAAGGGAAUGUCAUGAAGAGCAAUCGUUUUAUGAAGAAAUGGAAUGGUCACCAAUUGAAGAUGAAAAAAUAAUGUCAGAGGUACAAAAUGUUCGAGUGCAACUGGGAACUCAGGCUUGGGAUGAAAUUACAAUUAAUACACCAAAAAAUGAUUUGGAAUUUCCAAUGACUCGAGAUGCGAAUAAUAAAGACUUGUAUAUCAUUAUCGACACAAAUGUAUUCCUCUCGAAUAUACAGGCAGUAGAACAAGCCAGAGAUGCUGUCUUUAAGAGCUAUGGCAGACCGAUUAUUGUAGUACCAUGGACAGUUCUUCGAGAAUUGGACUACAUAAAAGAUAACAACUCGGAAUCUUUGCAAGCGAAAGCUCGACGAGCUAUUAGAUUCCUUUACCAACACUUUUCAGACAAACAUCCUCGUGUUAAAGGUCAAACAGCCUCAGAUUUUGAAAGAAAUAAAGCACAGUUUGCUUUUGAUUGUCCAGAUGAUGAAAUCUUACAGACAUGCCUUCAGGUUGCACAAUCAGGGCAUACUGUGGUUUUACUUUCUUAUGACAUAAAUCUUUGCAAUAAAGCAAUGAUCCAUGACAUCCUCACCCUUGGACGUAAUGAUCCUCUGGAAAAGAUAGAUUUUUUAAAUGCUAUUGAAAGUAUAAAUGAGACUCGGACGUUACAAUACGACUUAAAUGAUAAUGGUGAAUAUUAUUCCGAACCCGUUUCAAAUUUCGAUAGAGAAAAAGAAAUGUCCGAUGAAAUUCUUGAGGAGGCCAAAGCUAUACUGAAAAAAUUUCUUUCAAUUAUCGUCGCAAAGGAAAUGCAGAAUUUAUACGGUGAUCCUUGGGAAAAACAUACAAUCAUUCAUCCACCUUGGUCUCCAAUUGAUGUACUAAAAUGCGCCGUGAAACAUUGGAUGGCUGCAGUCAGUGAAUCCUUUAUCAGGAGAGCGGAAAAUAUACUCAAAGAACUGUUAGAGAAUUUCAAGCAACCUCCAGAUCAAGGUAGAAAACUGCGCGAUGUCAGUCACAUCCUGGAACGUUGCAGUGACUUGGUGCAAUGUGCCAAGCAAGACAAGUAUCCUCAGCUAGUACAAACUACUAUGGCAAAUAUCAUGAAAUUGAAGAAAACUUGUCAGGAAUUUAUCAGACAAAUAAAUGAGGAACAGUUCCGAACAGAAUUCGGCCCGGAAAUUGAAGCGGAGGAACAGGAACGCCGUGCAGAAAUUGUUUUUAAAUAUUUCCAUGAUAUUUAUUCCUAUGCUUGUAAUAGAUGUGGUUUAGCUGCGAAGUUGAAACGUAUACCAUGUGAUAUUGCAUAUGAAACUCCGGAUCCCAUGCCUUCUGCUGAACACAUAAAAGAGAUUCAACCGGAGUUAGCAGCUAAUGUAAACAGAUUAAGGACUGCUCUGAGCUCCGCCCUGCAACAGGUGAACGCUUUGCAUAUAAAACAUGGAGCGCUGAUCCUGUUACGCGAGGCAUUGGUAAACUUUUUACCAGAAUCCGACCAGAGUUACUCAGAUAUCUCACUUCUAGACCUGUACUACUGUCUCAAGAGGAAGGAAUCAUCCUUGAAAAUAGGUUUGGCACAGCUGCAUAAUCUAAGUAUACACUUUUGUCGUAUAGCUAGUGCAAGUAGUGGUUAGAACAAACUAAUGCUUUCAAUAAUUGGUGAUACUGUGAAAAAGUAUACUGGUAUGUAUAUCUUGUAUACUAAUAUUAGGUAUGUACAUAUAAAUUGCUAAAAUGUUAUUAAGUUAUUGCUGCGAUAGCAGU
Cephus cinctus (wheat stem sawfly) is the source of this 3217-nucleotide messenger RNA. It is a transcript of the gene Swt1, whose product is annotated as transcriptional protein SWT1. The record is from RefSeq and is a predicted model, not a curated record. Gene Ontology annotation, molecular function: protein binding. Lineage: Eukaryota; Metazoa; Arthropoda; Insecta; Hymenoptera; Cephidae. The transcript is spliced from 12 exons. Bases 208 to 3087 code for a protein of 959 amino acids. Gene Ontology annotation, cellular component: nucleus.